AUGCCGGAAUCGAAAACUCCUCCAGAAAAACCUCCCCAAAGAAACAGACAAAGCUCAUUCUUAAGCUUGCCCGCUGAACUCCGGUUAACAAUCCUCGACCUCCUCGUCGCCUCAGCCGACAACGCCAGACACGAAAAGGCCGCGCUGGCCAGCGUAUGCAGCGAAUGGCGAGCCGCCGUCGAGAAGAUCACGUUCCAGUCCCUGCUCCUCCUGGAGGGAAACGGAUACCAAGACGUGAGGGCAUUCCACCGGAUCGUCCAUGGGCGGCGCAGGCGACUCGUCAAGAACCUCACCCUGCACAUCAUGCUGGGGUCCUACGGAUGCGAGGGCUGCUACCGGGAGGAGUCGGGCGCGGAGGUGGACGCGAACAACUGGCGCUUCACCCGUGCCGUGCGGAGCCUUUGGUCUUGUCUCUCGCGGUGGCCGGUCGCCGGCGACGCGGCGAUGACGCUGGAGAUCAAGUGCGGCGUGCUCAGCGACAAGCAGCACUUCUUCCGGGACGCCAAAGACGGCGGGCGUCAUCUGCUGUACGAUCAGAGCCUGCAAGGGCGACGCUUCUCCCUCUGGGGGGCGAGGAAACGCCUGUUGGGGCACCUCCUGGACUUUGUCCAGGACUGCGGCGCUCCCACUCUUCUUCCCAAGGUCAGGGCCGUCCGUCGUCUCCGCGUCAACAAGAGCCUGUACCGAAGCCUGUCGGCCGCGGCGCUACGACUCCUCUUCGAAAGUCUGGUGGACCUGACGGUGGUGUGCUAUCAACCCUGGCGAGGCGUGGACGUCCAGGGGCAGAGGGCGAGAGACGACGCGAACACGGCCUUGUUCCGGACCCUGCGACCGUCCGCCUGCGGCGUCCACCUCUGGGAAGCACAGUCGCCGGAACUACACGGCGACAAGUACAGGCCCAAGCCGUCGAACGCGGAGCUCGUUGCCGCGGUGGUGGAAGUGAGCUAUCGACUCCGGGACGUGACGAUAUACCACGCCAUCGACGGCGCCGACUUCUUCCGGCUGGCGUCCGCCCGGUCCGCGCCACCCAUGUCGGUUUGGCCGAACCUGCGCUUCCUGGUCCUGUCGUGUCGGCAUCUAGCGUUAUCCAGCGCGCAGUCCGAGGCGUACGACCUGCUGCUGACCGCGGCGCGCGCCGCGAUGCGCAUGCCCCGGCUGGGGUGCAUGGAGCUGUGGUGGGGGGAGGUGAACGGGGGCUACAUCUUUCGGUACCGGGUCGACCAGGACGCGACGACCGUCACGGUGGUCGCGACGAGCGAGGCGGCGCCCCAUCCGGACGUGCUGAAGGCCUGGAGGAGGGUCGCGUACGAGAACACACGGCACCAGCUGCAGCGGCGAGCCGUUGUGCUCAAGGCGGACGCCAUGGUUUCAAGCACGGCGAUAUGUCGGUUCCUUUGGCUGUUCCUCUGGCUGCGGGAGUUGUUGCAGGGUAACGCCAGUGAGCCGUGA
Messenger RNA from Colletotrichum destructivum, 1449 nucleotides. RefSeq lists its product as uncharacterized. Lineage: Eukaryota; Fungi; Ascomycota; Sordariomycetes; Glomerellales; Glomerellaceae. Bases 1 to 1449 code for a protein of 482 amino acids. The record is from RefSeq and is a predicted model, not a curated record. The transcript has a single exon.